AUGUCAACAAAGCCCACAGUACCGAUGCGCCAACAAGUAGAGGAGUAUAUCAACGGUCUUCAGGAGCAGAUUGUACUCGCGUUAGAGGAACUAGACCCCACUGCACCGGCAUUCAAGCGGGACUCAUGGGUACGAGCCCAGGGAGGCUCCGGGCGAUCCUGCGUCUUUGCAUCGCCCGUCGACGAGGAUGCUUCGUCAUCGCGCCCACCUACAGUACUCGAAAAGGCCGGAGUGAACAUCUCCAUCGUCCACGGUGUACUCCCUCCACCCGCCAUCAAGCAGAUGCGCGCAGAUCAUAUGUCGAUGCCUCUCCCAGACAGACCGGAAGGUCUUCCAUUUUUCGCUGCAGGUAUCAGUCUUGUCAUUCACCCACGGAACCCACACGCACCUACCGUCCACGCCAACUACCGCUAUUUCGAGAUUACAGAGCCCAAGCCUGUUGAAUCCGACCCAGCCGAAUCCUCAGACCCGCAGGUGCUCGCGUGGUGGUUUGGAGGAGGAUCAGAUCUGACGCCCUCAUAUCUGUACGAAGAAGAUGCGGUCCACUUCCAUUUGACGAUACAGGCUGCCUGCGACAAGCACGGUCCACAGCUGUACCCGACGUUCAAGAAAUGGUGCGACGAGUACUUCUUCAUCCCCCAUCGCGGCGAAUCUCGCGGGAUCGGAGGGCUAUUCUUCGACGAUCUCAAUGAAGGCCCGCAUUUGCGCCUCCCGAAUUCAGAAGCCAAGCGUCCAGUGACACCUGUCGAGAUCUUUGCCUUCGUCAAAGAACUCGGGAACGCGUUCGUCCCUUCUUAUGUCCCCAUUCUCAAAACCCGCAGCGUUACGCCGUACACACCACAUCAACGUCGCUGGCAGCUUAUUAGGCGUGGGCGAUAUGUUGAAUUCAAUUUGGUCUACGAUAGAGGCACCAAGUUUGGUCUGAUGACACCUGGAGCCAGAAUAGAGAGUAUCCUCAUGAGUCUGCCCGAAACAGCGCGAUGGGAAUACAUGUCAGAAUUGGGAGAGGAGGGCACAGAGGAGGGGAAACUAAUGGCAGUUCUCAAGGAACCGAAAUCAUGGGUUUAG
Molecule: messenger RNA, 1068 nt
Organism: Psilocybe cubensis
Lineage: Eukaryota; Fungi; Basidiomycota; Agaricomycetes; Agaricales; Agrocybaceae
Exons: 1
Coding region: 1-1068 (355 amino acids)
Cellular component (GO): cytoplasm; mitochondrial intermembrane space
Molecular function (GO): coproporphyrinogen oxidase activity
Source: RefSeq, a predicted model, not a curated record